GCUCGGCGUUUCUCGUCAUCGACCCCUUUCACUGCGGCUCCAUCGCCGAGCGGACUGGCCCGCUGCUCUCAUCCGAGACUUCAGUGCAGACCGUCGGAUCUAUUACAAACCACCAAACGCCGGCUGCUUCCCUCCUGAACUGAACUGAACUGAACUGAACAGCCUCCAGCUCCCUGUAGCAGCAACAAUGCAGGCUAUCAAAUGUGUGGUGGUGGGCGACGGGGCUGUGGGUAAGACCUGUCUGCUGAUUAGCUACACCACCAAUGCCUUCCCUGGUGAAUACAUCCCCACCGUCUUUGACAACUACUCUGCCAAUGUGAUGGUGGAUGGGAAACCAGUGAAUCUGGGCCUUUGGGAUACGGCAGGACAGGAGGACUACGAUAGGCUCAGACCACUGUCUUACCCACAGACGGAUGUGUUCUUGAUAUGCUUCUCCCUGGUCAGUCCGGCCUCCUUUGAGAACGUCCGAGCUAAGUGGUACCCUGAGGUGAGACACCACUGCCCCAACACACCCAUCAUCCUGGUGGGCACCAAGCUGGAUCUGCGAGAUGACAAGGACACCAUCGAGAGGCUGCGAGACAAGAAGCUUUCCCCCAUCACCUACCCGCAGGGCCUGGCUAUGGCAAGAGAGAUUGGCGCGGUGAAGUACCUGGAGUGCUCUGCGCUGACCCAGCGAGGCCUGAAGACGGUAUUCGACGAGGCCAUCCGAGCCGUCCUCUGCCCUCCGCCUGUGAAGAAGAGGGGAAAGAGGUGCACCAUGUUCUGAAGAGGAGACAUUGCUAAAACACUACACUACAUCACCAUGAACAACAACCACUACUUCUCUGAGAGGAUGAGAGAGAAAAACUAGCGAGAGUGAGUGUGCACUGCUGAGAUUGCUUUCUUUAUAUUGAUGUUUUUUCAAAGCGAUAUUGGUAACAAGACCAAUAUUUAAUCCAAUUUUUUUACCAUUACUGAAUAGGCUCAUACUGUAGGUUCUAUGUGAAAGACAUUGACUGUCCACCUACUUUGUACUCAUAGAACCACAUCAAGUUGCCACGAGGGCUGACAAAAGGUUUCUAUUACUCGUCUUCAUACUGCAACAUCUCUUCUUUUUUCAGCCAUGCUUGCUUGAAUUAAUGCAGUGUUGACUAGAUAGAAAGUGAACUAUGAAUACGCCUUCAGGUCUGAAGUUACCCUCAGCUCCUGAUCUAAGAUCAGCAUGUAGAGACAAUGCAAACUACUGGCAUGCACACACACAAAUCUGUUGCUACUGACGGUCAAAAACAAGAUACUACCGCCUGCAUUCACUAAAUUUCACAAAUAUAGCAUGGUGUCUUAAAUGUAAAUAAUGUGUUUUUUUCUUCGAGAAAUGAGAGUGAUAAGUUAAAGGGACACUCUGGUUUAUCACAACCUGGGUCUUAUUUCUGUAGUUUUAGCCCUCAUUCCAAUUAGUGAUAACGUAAUUGUUGAGAUUUAAGAACACAAAGUCUGAUGAGACACAAGAAAGUGCUUUAAAGGAGAGGGGCCAUGUGAAAAAAAUCUAGUUUAAAGGGGAACUUUGAUAUUUUUUAACCUGGACUCUAUGUUCCCAUGUUUUUGUGUGUAAGUAGUGGGGACAACAAUUCAGCUGCCAGGCUGCAAGGGCAAUUGCGCGCCGUCAAUGUAACGUUACGUUCACUAAAAGUUUUUUUGUUUGCCACUGACAGGCUCAGAUUGUUAUCAUACCUGUCUAACAACAUUAUGGAAAGGACCCUGGUUAGAGGGAGGAGAGGAGAAGUCUUGUUCUGAAAUCUCGUGAGUUGUUGCGACUUGUUGGCGGAAGACCAUAGACUGUAUAUAAAGAUGGACGACGCGUCUCAACUUCCUAAUUUGGAUUAAUUAAAAACCAAAAUUAUCAGAAAAAUUAACCCUUGAACAAACAUCAGCUUGAUACCUAAAAUGAAAAGAAUAUAUAUUUGAAGUGACUUUUUAGUUUGUCCCAUGUCCCAUCCGCACACAUGGAAGAGGUGAGCUUUAUGACCUAUACUGCAGCCAGCCACGAGGGGGCGAUCGAGAUGUUUUGGCUUCACUUUUGGGGAGCUGUCAUGUCGUCCAUCGUUAUAUACAGUCUUUAUGGAGGACACAGUGGAAAUGUGAGUGAGAGUUGGAGAGAGAGGUGUCCGGGAAGAGUUUGUGUUGUGUUGGAGUACAGAAAACGUCGCUUAGUGUUAUCUAAAAGAUUUUGAAUAUUUCGAUGAUUUCAACAAUGUGGAGGAGGUCUUUGAAUUCGAUGGCCGCCCGCAUUUAUUUGAGCCAGAUCUGUAUGCUCUGGCUCAAAUAAAGAGAGCUCCUACAAAUUGAAGAGCGGAUGAGGAGAAAGACAGAUGGAGAGAAAGAGAGAGAGGCAACAGGCAGAGGAGGGUGAUUCAGCUGCAGCAAGGCCGUGAAGCUCAGGAGGAGACUGGUGGUGAUCCUGUGGGUGCUGUGACCCUCUGCCCACAGAGGAAGAAUGCUGUUAAGAGUGGGACCUGUUGCUGCCUGAUAUUCAGAUUGCGCAACAAGACUUCUCCUUGAGCAGGACUUGGUUAGCCACAAAGACAAACAGACUGGAUCGAGCGAAAGAUAAAGAAAGACGUUUAAUUUCUCUGUGGGGUCUCUUUCCAUGAUGUUGUCAGACACUUAAAAUAACAAUCUGAGCCUGUCAGUGUCAAAAACGAGCACUUUUUAGUGGAUGUAACGCUACAUUGAUGCUGCUCACUUGCCCUCGCAGCUCGUUUCGCGGCUGCCGAUUAUUCUCCCUCAAUACUGGACCAAUUUUAAAAAAUUGUUGUACCCAUUAGUCACUUAGACACAAGAACAUGGGAAGAUAAGGUCCGACGUUACCCUAUAAGACCUUCAUUGUUUCAGUUUUGUGCUAAUAUGUCGCAUAUUGCCAAAUCAGUGUAUUUAAUUACAUUGCAGUUUAGAAAUGGGGGUUAGUGGGGGCCCAGUGAUUUAUUUUUGCCCUUAACCCAGUGGUUCCCAAACCUUUUCUGAAGGGCCAGCUCCUUUUGUAGAUAAAAAAAUAUUUUCAUUUUUGUUUUUCUUCUUAUAAUGAAUAAAAUAAAAGGAAAUAUGAAUAAAACCGGAUAAAAAAUAAAUAAAUAAUAAAGAAGAAAAAAAAAGAAAGAAAAAAGUAGAACCAUGCAUCAUUGAUAUUUAGCCUCGCCACACCCCCCAAGCAAUUAUUUCAAUGAGUGCAAUGUAGUUGAUAUUGAUAGGAAUGAUGGACAAAGCUAUAAACACGUUCCUGUAAAGGGAUUAUAUGGAAGAGACCCAGCGGAACAUUGAAAUAGCAGUCAAAAGUAAGAUUUGUGACGUUUAACUCCACUGUCUCUGAAUACGCGUUUUUGGCUUUUCUUAUUUAGCCUUGUUCACCUUGUGAAUAGUAGUUUGACAAAUCAGUUAUCAGGUUUUUUUUUACCGGAGCUUUCAGCCACACAUUGCUGCCUGAUAAGCAGAAGAGUUGGAUGUUGCUGCUAUUUACAACAUCAAUAAUUAAAAUUCAAGCUAGAAGUUGAACUUUUUAAUCGCACCUCACGGCCGGUCUUCAUCAACAAAGAAUGUGAGAUGAUGAUGAUGACUUCUGUGGGUCAUUCACUGGGUCUUCUUCAACUAAUGAAGCCCAAACAAAUGUGGUUGAAGCCUCUUGGAAAAAGAUAAUUUUGUCAAAUUACUUGAAGUUCUUUUUACUUAUACGGAAACAUUUCACUGUUAGCAAAGUGGGAAUGGUGUCUAUGUUUUUAUGGUGGAAAUCACGGUUGUGUUCUUUUCGUUGGACAAACAUGUGAUCUUAGUCAGUUGUCUUUGGGUAACUUCAUCUAACUGUGAACACGUGACAGACGAGCAUGCCAAACAUGGGGGCUGUACAACCUUGCUGCCUGAGUUCUGCCUCUGGGGGUGGAGGAGCUUGCAUGGGUCUUAAAAUAUUCUGUCUUAAUUUAUCCCAUUGUUUUAGAUCUUGUCUCUGUUCCUCUGUGUGUGCGUACGUACGUGAGUGAGUGAGUGUGUCACAGGCGUGUAUAUGAACGCUGGUGUUUGCGAGUGUGGACGAGCACAUGUCGGUAUCAGUGAGACGGCUUUGUUUCACAGUUUGGGGUAUAAUAGUGCAUAAAAAGACAGUAUUGUUUUAAGCCAAGUUUUUUAGUGUCCAGUUUUUGGUACUAUUUCAUAUUGUAUUGUAGUAAUACACAAGACUUUUCAACAAUCUGUGGACAUAAAGAAAGAAAAAAAAAUGGAUAUUAAUGACAUCUAGUGAUGUACAGAAUAAUCCUUAGAAAAGGAAUGCGUUAUGAAUAUCUAUCUACAUGUACCUGAAUAUUUAGCUCUUAAAAACUAAAACAAUUCAAACUAAAGGGAUUAUAGUCGCUUGUGUUGAAGUUAGAAGUGUUGCUAACAGUGUACAAAUAAAGGGGGCCAAUCUUUGUGGCGUUUGUCGUCGUGGCAAACAGUGCAGAUUGCACCUUUAUGAAAUGCAUUUCUGUAUGGUUCCAGGUCUGCAGUGUGUCUGUCUCCCUCACGUGGCGAGACGCAGCACUGCGGUCCACUUCUGUCACGCUGUCUUUGGUUGGCAUAGCAAAACUGUGUGGUUGACUCAUGUCGUGUGGUCCUGCCUAGCUAAAAGGUGUUGAAAUUGUAGAUGAGAAAACGCAGCAAAAACAUUCUAAUCUACUAUUGCAUGGAAGUUCUCUGGUUAUUUGACCCACUGUAAUUCUUAGGAGAGGUUGUAAAAUGAAAUGCAUUGGCCAUGUACGUAUGUAAUGUAAGAUGACUUGUAUACUUGUUCCAACUGUUUGUCUUAUUUUUUAUUACUUCACGUCUGUGUGGUGAAAUAUUUCAAUUUUUUGUAUACUAAAUACAAAUGUAUAUGUAAGGUA
This is a messenger RNA of Sebastes umbrosus (honeycomb rockfish), 4877 nucleotides long. RefSeq names its product Rac family small GTPase 3b (gene rac3b). The transcript is spliced from 6 exons. Gene Ontology annotation, biological process: establishment or maintenance of cell polarity; regulation of cell shape; actin filament organization. NCBI's taxonomy places the organism in Eukaryota, Metazoa, Chordata, Actinopteri, Perciformes, Sebastidae. The coding region runs from base 188 to 766 and encodes 192 amino acids. Gene Ontology annotation, cellular component: cytoplasmic vesicle; cell projection; plasma membrane. Gene Ontology annotation, molecular function: GTPase activity; protein kinase binding; GTP binding. The record is from RefSeq and is a predicted model, not a curated record.